This is a messenger RNA of Symbiodinium necroappetens, 487 nucleotides long. Lineage: Eukaryota; Dinophyceae; Suessiales; Symbiodiniaceae. The record is from the annotation of a GenBank genome assembly.
GCGUUCCAAGAAAGGACGAGCACGCCAAGACUCAGCCUCGCGAAGUCCGCGAGAGGGCAAGAAGAAGGACAAAGAAGGCUCCAAAGGCGAUGAGCCAGAGCGCAGCACCAAGUUCAAAGUGAAGCUCUACAAGAUGGGUGAGUUCUGCUGCAACAUCGUAGCCAACUUUGUCAAAGGCAAAGAGAGUCCGGAGUCUUUGACAAACAAGCUGCAGAUUGACCAGCGCACGAAGAUCGACCACUGUCGAGCGCACAUGGAACGAGCUGGGGCUCUCUCGACAGUCUGGCAUUUCUCCGCUGCUGACAGGCGUGACUGUGCAGCGUAUGAUGCUCUUUGCGAUUAUUUUGUGGAGAAGCAACGUGUAGGACUGGUACAGACUCCAAGUUACUACAUUUAUAUUGUUCCUCCUACGGAGAAGUAUUUGAAAGAGUUGAGCCUUCCGGCCUCUAAUUUCGUUGUGGGGCUGCAAAUCCCAAUCAAAAAGUAG